Eruca vesicaria subsp. sativa (arugula) is the source of this 1404-nucleotide messenger RNA. The record is from the annotation of a GenBank genome assembly. NCBI's taxonomy places the organism in Eukaryota, Viridiplantae, Streptophyta, Magnoliopsida, Brassicales, Brassicaceae.
CCGAAAUAUAUUCAAAACAUGCGUUGACACUUGGAAGGGACUGACUAUAAAGUAUACAGAGAUCCCUCGCAUUCUUCACAUCACACCAACUUGAUUUAGGGUUUCAUAAGCGAUCUCAAAAUGGCGACAAGUGAGAAACAAAGCAGCCCCAAACCUCCACCUUCCCCUUCACCUCUCCGCAAUUCCAAGUUUUUCCAGUCGAACAUGAGGAUAUUGAUCUCCGGAGGAGCUGGAUUCAUCGGCUCACACCUCGUCGACAAGCUAAUGGAAAACGAAAAGAAUGAGGUGAUUGUCGCUGAUAACUACUUCACCGGUUCAAAAGACAACCUCAAGAAAUGGAUCGGUCAUCCCAGAUUCGAACUUAUCCGUCACGAUGUGACGGAGCCACUGUUGAUUGAGGUUGAUCAGAUCUACCAUCUAGCAUGUCCUGCUUCUCCUAUUUUCUACAAGUACAACCCUGUUAAGACCAUCAAGACUAAUGUUAUUGGUACACUUAACAUGCUUGGUCUUGCCAAGCGUGUUGGUGCAAGGAUUUUGCUUACCUCGACCUCGGAGGUGUAUGGAGAUCCUCUCAUUCAUCCGCAGCCUGAGAGUUAUUGGGGAAACGUUAACCCUAUUGGGGUUAGGAGCUGUUAUGAUGAAGGCAAGCGUGUUGCUGAGACUUUAAUGUUUGACUACCACAGGCAACAUGGAAUUGAAAUCCGCAUUGCUAGAAUCUUCAACACUUAUGGUCCACGCAUGAACAUAGAUGAUGGCCGUGUCGUAAGCAACUUCAUUGCUCAGGCACUUAGGGGUGAGGCAUUGACUGUUCAGAAGCCUGGGACACAGACACGUAGUUUCUGUUAUGUAUCUGACAUGGUUGAUGGACUAAUGCGUCUCAUGGAAGGAGAUGAAACUGGUCCAAUCAACAUCGGUAACCCAGGUGAGUUUACGAUGGUGGAACUAGCAGAGACAGUAAAGGAGCUGAUAAACCCGAGCAUAGAGAUAAAGAUGGUGGAGAACACGCCGGAUGAUCCAAGACAGAGGAAGCCAGAUAUCACAAAGGCUAAAGAAGUGUUGGGGUGGGAACCAAAGGUGAAGCUCCGUGAUGGCCUUCCUCUUAUGGAAGAAGAUUUCAGGCAAAGGCUCGGUGUCCCCAAGAAUUAAAAACUUUUGGAUCAAUAAUCAUCAGAUGCAAACAUGAAUGCACUGCACUAUAAGUCAAUUUUCUACUUUUCACUAUCCAUGACGCUAGUGGUUGGUUUCAUAUAUAGUAUGCUUCUGUUUUCUACAUUCGGAACUGUUAGCCAGAGGAAAAUAAAGAUUAGAAAGAUAUUUACACUAAAAGAAAGAAGAAAAAUUUUACUUUCUUGAUAUUGCGUUUGCUGCUACAGCUAUCAUAUGUGGGUUUGUGGCUACGAAAAG